AUGGAGGUGAAAGACCCCGGCUGGGCCUCCAUCAGCAGGGGGGUGCUGGUAUGUGACGAGUGCUGCAGCGUGCAUCGGAGCCUGGGCCGCCACAUUUCCAUCGUCAAGCACCUUCGCCACAGCGCCUGGCCCCCCACGCUGCUGCAGAUGGUGCACACGCUCGCCAGCAACGGGGCCAACUCCAUCUGGGAGCACUCCCUGCUGGACCCCGCGCAAGUGCAGAGCGGCCGGCGCAAAGCCAACCCCCAAGACAAAGUCCACCCCAUCAAGUCAGAGUUCAUCAGGGCCAAGUACCAGAUGCUGGCGUUUGUGCACAAGCUUCCGUGCCGGGACGAUGACGGGGUCACUGCCAAAGACCUCAGCAAGCAACUGCACUCGAGCGUGCGGACGGGCAACCUGGAGACGUGUCUGCGCCUGCUGUCCCUGGGGGCCCAGGCCAACUUCUUCCAUCCAGAGAAGGGCACCACACCUCUGCAUGUGGCUGCCAAGGCGGGGCAGACACUGCAGGCUGAGCUUCUUGUAGUGUAUGGGGCCGAUCCCGGCUCCCCUGAUGUCAAUGGCCGCACACCCAUUGACUACGCCAGGCAGGCGGGGCACCACGAGCUGGCGGAAAGGCUAGUCGAGUGCCAGUACGAGCUCACUGACCGGUUGGCCUUCUAUCUCUGUGGACGCAAGCCGGAUCACAAGAAUGGGCAUUACAUCAUCCCACAGAUGGCUGACAGCCUGGACCUGUCCGAGUUGGCCAAAGCCGCCAAGAAGAAGCUGCAGGCGCUCAGCAACCGGCUUUUUGAGGAACUUGCCAUGGAUGUGUAUGACGAGGUGGAUAGAAGAGAAAAUGACGCCGUGUGGCUGGCUACCCAAAACCACAGCACCCUGGUGACGGAGCGCAGUGCUGUGCCCUUCCUGCCUGUGAACCCCGAGUACUCAGCCACACGGAAUCAGGGGCGGCAGAAGUUGGCCCGCUUUAAUGCCCGAGAGUUUGCCACCCUGAUCAUUGACAUUCUCAGUGAGGCCAAGCGGAGACAGCAGGGCAAGAGCCUGAGCAGCCCCACAGACAACCUCGAGCUCUCUGCGCGGAGCCAGAGUGACCUCGACGACCAACACGACUACGACAGUGUGGCCUCGGACGAGGACACGGACCAGGAACCCCUGCGCGGCGCUGGUGCCACUAGGAACAACCGUGCCCGGAGCAUGGACUCCUCAGACCUCUCCGAUGGGGCCGUGACUCUGCAGGAGUAUCUGGAGCUGAAGAAGGCUCUGGCUACCUCCGAGGCCAAGGUGCAACAGCUCAUGAAGGUCAACAGCAGCUUGAGUGAUGAGCUCCGGAGGCUGCAGAGGGAGAUCCACAAGCUGCAGGCAGAGAAUUUGCAGAUCCGGCAGCCGCCGGGGCCGGUGCCCACACCCCCACUGCCCAGCGAGCGGGCGGAACAUACAUCGAUGGGGCCUGGGGGGAGCACCCACCGCAGGGACCGCCAGGCCUUCUCCAUGUAUGAACCAGGCUCCGCCCUGAAGCCCUUUGGGGGCCCACCUGGGGACGAGCUCACCACCCGGCUCCAGCCUUUCCACAGCACUGAGCUGGAGGACGACGCCAUCUAUUCAGUACACGUCCCUGCCGGCCUUUACCGGAUCCGGAAGGGGGUGUCGGCCUCCGCCGUGCCCUUCACUCCCUCCUCCCCACUCCUGUCCUGCUCCCAGGAAGGAAGCCGCCACACGAGCAAGCUUUCCCGCCACGGCAGCGGUGCCGACAGCGACUACGAGAACACGCAAAGUGGGGACCCGCUGCUCGGACUGGAAGGGAAGAGGUUUCUGGAGCUGGGCAAGGAAGAAGACUUCCACCCGGAGUUGGAAAGCCUGGAUGGAGACCUCGACCCUGGGCUUCCCAGCACGGAGGAUGUCAUUCUGAAGACGGAACAGGUCACCAAGAACAUUCAGGAAUUGUUGCGGGCUGCCCAAGAAUUCAAGCACGACAGCUUUGUGCCCUGCUCAGAGAAGAUCCAUUUGGCUGUGACUGAGAUGGCCUCUCUCUUCCCCAAGAGGCCCGCCCUGGAGCCUGUGCGCAGCUCGCUUCGGCUGCUCAACGCCAGUGCCUGCCGGCUGCAGAGCGAGUGCCGGAAGACCGUGCCCCCGGAGCCCGGCGCCCCUGUGGACUUCCAGCUGCUGACUCAGCAGGUGAUCCAGUGCGCCUAUGACAUCGCCAAGGCUGCCAAGCAGCUGGUCACCAUCACCACCCGAGAAAAGAAGCAGUGACCACUCUCCCUGCACCCUCGCCUGCACCCUGGGACCUCACUGGCCGUGGGAGCUGGGCCACUCCAGACACUCAUCCCCACCCCAACAGAGCCACUGGCGCAAGUGCCCUUCGUGCUGCCACUCCCCCUGGCAGCCAGGCGCCCUGGUGCCCGCCCCCCCUGCAGCCCCCACAUUCCAUGCACCUCCCCCUGUACAUAGCAUUCCCCUCCCGCCCCCCCAGCGUGCAGGGGCCUGUAAGGCAUCACUCCCAGCCCCUAGCCCUCUGGGGCACCCUCAGCAAAGGGUCGGGUGGGGACACUCCAAGUGGGGCCAUUCCCCCUACAGGCACCCCACCCCCAUGAGCCAGUUCAGCCCUAUUGGGGGCUGAGCGGGGGCAUCCCCUCCUUUGUACAUAAUCUCUGGAUGUCCCCGCCCUGUAGCCACCAGCCCCCCUGCUGCUCUCCUUUAAUGCCAAACGGCCCCUGCCUAGAGCACAGGCCCCAACCUGUGUUCCCAGGGUCCCUAGCAGCAAACACUGGAAAUUGUUUUUUGUUUUUUGGUUUUUUUUUUCCUCUCUCUCCUCUUCCACUCCUUAAUUUUAACAUUGUGGUAACUGAGUGUCCCUGCGUGCCUGUGUGCGUGUGCGGGGCGGCAGUGCCGUUCCGGAGGCCUGGCCCAUCUGGAGUUCUGUGAAGGGUGAGGGGACCGGAGCAGCAGGACCAGUGUUGGGGGUCAGCCCCCCUUCCCCAUUCUCGGGGCCAGGGACUGCUGGUAACCAGCUGGGGUCCAACCCGUUGCCUCCCCUCAUCUGUCCCCCCACUCCUGACCCCUUCUCCAUGAACUUAACAACAAAAACCACUUCCCUGCAUCUCACCCCCCCCCCUUGUGGAGGGGGGUGUGCUGGCUGGGGCAGAGAACUGAGCACCUGAGCCUGGGGCUGGCUCCCCGGGGUCCCUGACUCAGCUGAGAGCCCCCUCCCCAUAACCUCUUGAGAGGCCAGCACCUGCGCCGCGGCAUCCGGGUAUCUGGGCUGCAGCCUGAGGUUGGAGACGCAGAUGGCAGGGCCUACCAACUCUCCUCCCUGUCCCGCCUCCGUCCCGGGGGCCAGGCUUUACCUGUGUGGUGGUGGGUGGGCUGACUGUCAAGAAGUGUGUCAUGUACAUUUGUAUCAAAAAUAAAUAAGUGACCAUGCGCUGUUGCUG
This is a messenger RNA of Neomonachus schauinslandi (Hawaiian monk seal), 3428 nucleotides long. RefSeq names its product GIT ArfGAP 1 (gene GIT1). The transcript has 20 exons. Gene Ontology annotation, biological process: regulation of ARF protein signal transduction; brain development. Lineage: Eukaryota; Metazoa; Chordata; Mammalia; Carnivora; Phocidae. Gene Ontology annotation, molecular function: GTPase activator activity; protein binding. Bases 1 to 2247 code for a protein of 748 amino acids. The record is from RefSeq and is a predicted model, not a curated record.